CGCAUCCGCUCUGUCCACAACUCCAGCGUUAGAAGGCUUCCAGUGUGAAAGGGUUGGACUGAAGACUUGACGACUCCUCAACAUGAUGCUGCAGGCAGUUCUACUCGCCAGCAUGGCGACGGUUGCCCUUGGCACCAUCUGCUGCGCUCCUCUGCAAUGGGAGGCGUUCAAAGACUUCACCAGAGUCGACGCCUCGGGGGGAAGGCGGGGCCUGGAAUCCUACUCCUAUGAUGCCGCCAACGAAAGGUACGCCCUCAGUGGCAACUACACCGACUUCGUCAGCUCCUACAAGGAAAUCAGGGACUACCGUAAGGGAACUGGUUACCGAAUCAACCCUGAAGCGAAAACGUGCGAGACAUUCGCCGUGUCGGGAAGAUUCCCUGCCAAUUGCAUUCCCGGUGGCGCUGUCGUGGUGGGACCUCUUUAUUACGGAUUUGGCACGGACAGCCUUAAUGGAAUAGCUUACCAAUUCAAUGACACGAGAGGAGAGUUUAAGAACGUCAUGGCCGUUGUCAGCCGCCGGGACUGCGUACCAAUAGUCAGUGCAACCACCAUCCUGCGCCCCGGAAACAACUAUUUGGAAACCAUGGGCUACAACAACAUCUCCCCCGGCAUCAGGGACAUCACCGUCUUCGACCCCCCAUCGUACUGCAAAAAGAGUGCAACGAAUGGCGUCAACAGCAUGUUCAACGAGAUCCUGCGUGUCUAGAAACUUUUCACGGUGCUUGCUGAUGUAAUGAUGUUUGAAACUCCUUCGUCGACAAAUGAUUUAAUUGUAGUUGAGGAAUUGAAAUAAAAGUUUUGACUUCGU
Messenger RNA from Haliotis rufescens (red abalone), 811 nucleotides. Its product is annotated as ependymin-related protein 1-like. NCBI's taxonomy places the organism in Eukaryota, Metazoa, Mollusca, Gastropoda, Lepetellida, Haliotidae. Gene Ontology annotation, cellular component: extracellular region; lysosome. Gene Ontology annotation, biological process: cell-matrix adhesion. Gene Ontology annotation, molecular function: calcium ion binding. The transcript is spliced from 6 exons. The record is from RefSeq and is a predicted model, not a curated record. Bases 83 to 709 code for a protein of 208 amino acids.